Malus domestica (apple) is the source of this 1200-nucleotide messenger RNA. RefSeq names its product protein SEH1. Gene Ontology annotation, biological process: positive regulation of TORC1 signaling; cellular response to amino acid starvation. Lineage: Eukaryota; Viridiplantae; Streptophyta; Magnoliopsida; Rosales; Rosaceae. The record is from RefSeq and is a predicted model, not a curated record. Gene Ontology annotation, molecular function: structural molecule activity; protein binding. Gene Ontology annotation, cellular component: nuclear pore outer ring; Seh1-associated complex.
CCCAGAAACCGUCCCAACGUUAUACCAAAAGCUCCUCCCGCCUCCGACUGUCGUGGGUGUAGAUCGAAGCUCCAGUGACUGCGCGGUUAUGGAGAAACCUUUGGUGGCGCUUGAUAAAGGCACCAUCUGCUCGUCGUGGAACUACUCCGGCCAGAGAUUAGCCAGUGGUUCCGUCGACGGAACCCUCGCCAUCUUCGACUCACGCGACUCUUGUUCUUCGUCCUUCUCCUGCACCUCAAAAUCCAAGGUGCACGAGGCUGCUGGAAUUGUGAAAAUUGCUUGGGUUCCACCGGAAUUCGGCGAUGCAGUGGCGUGUGUAUGUGCAGAUGGGACUUUAUCAUUGUGGGAGGAAGUUGCUGAAGAUGCUCCUCUUCAAUGGAAGCUGUGCACAAGCUUUAAUAGCGGUUCAGCUCAACUGCUAGAUACCCAAUUUGGAGUCUCACCGGCAGGUUUAAAAAUGGUUACUGCAUAUUCAGAUGCCCGUGUCAAGGUCUAUGAGCUACUGGAUCCCUUGGAACUGAAGAAUUGGCAGCUUCAGGCUGAAUUUCAGAAUGUUAUUGAUUCGGUGUCUACAGUUGGCCAUGCCAUAUGCUUAUCUGCAUCUAUAUCUUGGAAUCCACAAAGAGGAGAAAGCCAGGAAUCAAGUUUUGUUUUGGGUUUCAAUUCAAACACACCACAACUUAAUUCCGCCAAGGUAUGGGAAUUUGAUCAGGCUCAUCAAAGAUGGCUCCCAGUUGCAGAGUUGGUUUCGCCUGUUGACAAUGGUGAUCAGGUCUAUGCAGUUGCAUGGGCACCGAACAUUGGAAGGCCAUAUGAGGUGAUUGCUGUUGCCACUCACAAGGGAAUAUCAAUAUGGCAUCUUGGGUUAAACCCUGACUUGGAUGGAAGGCUCUCAUUGGAGAAGAUUGCACAACUUUCAGGUCACAAUGGCGAGGUCUGGCAGAUGGAAUGGGACAUGAGUGGAAUGACAUUGGCAACCACCGGAAAUGAUGGGGCUGUACGGUUGUGGCAGUCUAGUUUGAACGGAGUUUGGCAUGAAGAGGCUACUUUUGAACCCACUUCGUAGUCCCUCUGGUUUUACAUGUUACUGUGCCAACUAACUGUUUGAACAUUAUUGAUUGUAACUAUACAUUUUGGUUCAGAUUAUUCAAAAUUGAAAUUCGAUGUGGGGAUCAUUUUCGCUUUGGGCUGUCCCUUUUA